UUUGCAUUACAAACCUGUUUUCCUAUAUAUUCAUUCAUCUUAAUUGAUGCCCUUCCAUCCGUUGCUCUCUCCAGUCAUUCACGCUCUUUCUUUUCUUCCUCCUAAAUCUUCUCUCCCACUCGACAAUGGCGGCUGCUUCUACUUCAUCAUUCAUCCCCCUCAAGCCUCGCCCAACUCCGCGGGGGUUGUCGACGAUCGCCGUCCUAAAAUUGGGAGCUCCUCUGUCAUUCAGCUUCCGCCGCCCUGUUCUGGCGCCUGCUCGCCUCCGGAUCUCCUGCGUCUGGCUGUGUUUUAAGCAGGCGAAGCCAGAGACGGUGGAGAAGGUUGCCAAGGUCGUGAAGAAACAGCUUGCACUGCCUGCGGAGACUCUGGUGACCGGCGACUCCAAGUUCGCUGCACUCGGUGCCGAUUCUCUCGACACAGUUGAAAUUGUAAUGGGCCUAGAAGAGGAAUUCGAUAUCAGCGUCGAGGAGGACAGCGCGCAGUCGAUAGCGACAGUUCAGGAUGCAGCUGAUCUCAUCGAGGAACUGGUUCGGAAGAAGUGCGCUUGAAAAAGCUUAAGAAAGAAGAAAUGAAUGAAUGAUCCUCCUAUUUCUCUCUAGUGCAGUUUCAUGCUUGUUAUCUCUGUAAGAUGGAAGAAAUGUGCUCUUUGGCUUGUGUGUUCUUUUCACCUCUUUCUUCCUCUCAUGUAAUAGAACACACUGUUUUAGUGUGUGAAAUUUUCAUGGCAUCUAAAUGUGAAAAAAGAAAAUGCGG
Messenger RNA from Linum tenue, 756 nucleotides. The record is from the annotation of a GenBank genome assembly. NCBI's taxonomy places the organism in Eukaryota, Viridiplantae, Streptophyta, Magnoliopsida, Malpighiales, Linaceae.